CUGUUGCCGUAUCGUACAACCUUCCUUGUUCAGCAACUGCAUUGACUUCAAUACUUGAAAAACCCUCUGCAGAGAGAGAGGACCUCGUCUCCUAUUCCGCGGAAUCAAGCAGGAGCAUAGCAAAAAUCUUAUUUAAUUUCGUUGCAUUGCACCGUGCGGUUAGAAAUCUUCGAGUUCGCGUUCGUCUUUCUGCUUCCCAACAGAAAUUGAAAGACAAACAGUGUCAUCAGCCGAUUUCCAAAAUCCGUGUGCUUCCCUCGUGUGUGAGUUACCGCCUCUAUUGCAAAAGUAAGCAAAAGGUGUCAUUCGCAAAGGAGUGGUGUAAAGAAAGCUGAGUUUGUUUUUGUUCGAGGUGAAAAUUAUUGUACCGUGUUUCUAAAGAAGAGCUCCAACCGUCUGACCGCCGUUUCCAGCAGGGCUGCAAAAUGUUGAUCAAAGAGUUUCGAGUAACGCUACCAUUGACGGUCGAAGAGUACCAAGUGGCACAGCUGUACUGCGUGGCGGAAGUAUCUAAAAACGAAACGGGCGGUGGCGAAGGUAUUGAGGUGCUGAAAAAUGAACCCUUCGACAACUAUCCGCUGCUUGGUGGGAAGUACAAUUCCGGUCAGUAUACGUACAAAAUCUAUCAUUUGGCCUCGAAGGUGCCGGCCUUUAUCCGGCUGCUCGCACCGAAGGGAUCGCUAGAAGUGCACGAGGAAGCAUGGAAUGCAUAUCCGUACUGCCGGACAGUCAUAACCAAUCCUGGCUACAUGAAGGAUAAUUUCAUCAUCUGUAUCGAAUCAUUACACGUCGCCGACGCCGGCGAUCAGCCUAAUGCUCACGAGUUGACGCCAGAAAAGCUAAAGGCACGUGACGUAGUCCACAUCGACAUCGCAAACGAUCCCGUCUCGCAGACGGAUUACAAAGAGACGGAGGAUCCCACGAAGUUCAAGUCGAAGAAAACUGGUCGCGGCCCGCUGGUCGGCCCGGACUGGAGGAAGAGCGUGUCGCCGGUAAUGACCUGCUACAAGCUGGUCACCUGCGAGUUCAAAUGGUUCGGACUGCAGUCCAGAAUAGAGAACUUCAUCCAGAAGUCGGAGCGGAGACUGUUCACCAUAUUCCACCGGCAAGUGUUCUGCUGGAUGGACAGCUGGCACGGGCUAACCAUGCAGGACAUCCGCGAGCUGGAGGAUAAAACCAAAGAGGAGCUGGACAAACAGCGCCACGUCGGCGAGGUGCGCGGCAUGCGUGCCGAAAGUGACUAGAUCCCUCCCUCGGUCCCCCCCAUUCCCCGGUCCUCCGAUCAUCCCGUCUGCUGUGAGCUGUGAAGAAAGGAAAGAUAGAAACGAUGGAACCGACACAACGCCACAUACGCACGCUGAGGGAAGGUUUGGGGAAGUGAAAAAGAAGUGGGGGUUUUGCCCGCCAUUUAUCCCCCCGUUUUCAAUUCCGCUUCUCCUUCACAACCUUCGCACGCCCCUGUGGUGUUGUGUAUUGUGCGUGUAAUAUUCGCAAGAAGGAGAGAUAGGAGGAACUUUUUUGUUUUUUUGGACAGUGUAUAAUUUUUACUCGGUUUUCAUUUAUAAGUUUUUGUGUCUUUUUUUUGAGAAUUUGUUUUUUUGUUUUGUUUUUGUUCAUCGCUCGGUCGGUUAAACAAGUGCAUAUACAUAUACGACGAGAAGCGUGGGCAAAAACGCGGGAACUAGAAAUUACGGUGGUGUAACAUGCAAAUAGGCAACACGCGGGCAGACUACAAAACAAAAUGCUAACAGUAAGAUGAAAAAUAUAGGGAGCGGGCAUGAGUGCGGGUGUGUGUGUGUAAGUGUAGUAGGAAUGCCAGAAAAGAGUCAGAUACACAUAGUGCAAGAUACAUAUUGUAAUAGCAUAAGCAAAGCAACAAACAAACAAACAAAAAUGCAGUAGUUGGACACAGUUUCUAAAUUCACGCAGCAAGCGAGCACGUAGCUGCCCCGCUAUAGAGGCAGACACAGGCAGGACAUAACAUUCGCAAAACGCAAACCUAUAACCUAUAACGAUAACCGCAUAGUGAAGAGAAGUUGUAACCGGGAAAGCAAAAACGGUGGCGAGCUCUAGUGUGUUCAACGAAAAGAGAACGGUGGCGAAUGGCGGCGAACAUUGUGAUGUAGUAAGCGAACCGAUUUAAACGAAAGGACAAACAAACCAAUCUAUCCAACGUACCACCACCACCACCACCAACAACAUUAUUAUAGCGGUAAACGCAGCAGUAAAGCAAUAUAUACAGCAGAACAUUAACUCCAAACUGGGCACAGGCAACAACAAAUUCGGCUGAGCGCCUGAUACUACAUACCUUAAAAUGCGCCGCGCGCCCCGUAAAUUGCAAUGCCACAACUCCAUUUUUUGUUUUCGCCAUUUGCCGAAAGCACGUUACAUGCCAUUGGUGAAGCAGAAUAUAGCAAGAGCAAACCGGUGCAACGAUGGAAAGAGGUACGGAAAGGCGUGAAAGGGUGAAGAAACGGUGAAACGAAAGUUCAAUAAAACACCACUUGAUGAAAAGAACAA
Messenger RNA from Anopheles stephensi (Asian malaria mosquito), 2520 nucleotides. RefSeq names its product phosphatidylinositol transfer protein alpha isoform (gene vib). Bases 426 to 1244 code for a protein of 272 amino acids. The transcript has 9 exons. Gene Ontology annotation, cellular component: cytoplasm. Gene Ontology annotation, molecular function: phosphatidylinositol binding; phosphatidylinositol transfer activity; phosphatidylcholine binding. The record is from RefSeq and is a predicted model, not a curated record. NCBI's taxonomy places the organism in Eukaryota, Metazoa, Arthropoda, Insecta, Diptera, Culicidae. Gene Ontology annotation, biological process: phospholipid transport.